GCUUGUGCGCCUGCGCGCCACGCACAGAACUACAUUUCCCAGAAGGGAGGAGAGGCGCCUCGGUUUCCAAUGCAAAGCCGAGCUGUCUCUGAGCAGGAGCUGUUAAAGGGCUGUUUUCAGCCCUUUCCUCUUCUUGGAGAGAGCGCUGCGGAGACAUGUACGCCACGUGGAAUUUAUUGACAUUUCAAGAUGUUGCUGUGGAAUUCACCCAAGAAGAAUGGAACUAUUUGGAUCCUGGUGAGAAGGACAUGUACAGGGAUGUGAUGCUGGAGAACUAUGAGAACUUUGUCUCCCUUGGGUUUCCAGUAACUAAACCAUCCGUGAUUUCUCGUCUGGAGAGAUAUGAAGCCCCCUGGAUAUCAGGGGAAGAAGACCCCAGAUGCAUUUCUGAGGAUUCCCCAAUUAAGAAAAGAGAAUAUGAAACCAAGGAGUCAAUUUCAGAACAUUGUAUUACUAUCAGAGAGACAUCCAGAGAGAGACUCAUAAAGGAUAAUUUCUGCAAUUUUAAAUUGGGAGAAGCUUGGAAUCAUGACACUGGAUUAGAAAGGCAGAUAAACAACCCAGAAAGAAAGUCCAUGAAGCUAAUUGUUAAGCACAGCAAAUCUUCAUGUAGCAGAAUUUCCAUACUGAAGAACAUUUCUAAAUUUAAUAAAUACAAGAAAUUUUUCAGUUACCACUCAAAACAGAAUCAUUAUCAUAAAGUGUGUUCUCAAGGAGAACCUCAUAGAAUUGAUGAAUGUGGCAAAACUUUCCACAUCAAUUCAUGCCUUAAUGUACAUGAAGGAAUUCACCCUGGAGUGAAAUCUCAUAAAUUUGGUGAAUGUGAUAAGCCUUCCAGCUACAAUUCAGACCUUGCUGUUCCACAGAAAAAUCUUCAGAAGGAAAAGCCUAUUGAACAAUGUAAUAAUGAUAACAAAACUUUUAGCCAGACGGGAUGUCUUUCUCAACAUAAGAGACUUCCUACUGAAGAGAAACCUUAUAAAUGUAAUGAAUGUGGAAAAGGCUUUAGGUUGAAAAGAUGGCUUGCUGUACAUGGAGCAAGUCAUACUGGGGAGAAGCCCUAUGAAUGUAAUGAAUGUGACAAAGCAUUCUUCCAGAAGGAUCUCCUUCAGAAGCAUAAAAAAAUUCAUACUGGAGAGAAACCAUAUAUAUGUAAAGAAUGUGGGAAAGCCUUUAUGUUUAAGGGAAACCUGAAAAUACAUUAUAAAAUUCAUACUGGAGAGAAACCAUAUGUAUGUAAUGCAUGUGGAAAAGACUUUAGGCGUAAAGAAGGCUUGUAUGCACAUGAGUUAGUUCAUACUGGGCAGAAGCCUUAUAAAUGUAAUGAAUGUGAAAAAGCCUACAGGCACAAAUCAAGUCUUAAUGCACAUAAGAGAAUUCAUACUGGAGAGAAACCCUUUAAAUGUAAUGAAUGUGGAAAAGCCUAUGGGCAGAAGGCAGGCCUUAAUUCGCAUAAGAGAAUUCAUACUGGAGAGAAACCCUUUAAAUGUAAUGAAUGUGGAAAAGCCUUCAGGCAGAAGGCAGGCCUCAAUGCACAUAAGAGAAUUCAUACUGGAGAGAAACCUUUUAAAUGUAAUGAAUGUGGAAAAGCCUACCGGCAGAAGGCAGGCCUUAAUUCGCAUAAGAGAAUUCAUACUGGAGAGAAAUCCUUUAAAUGUAAUGAAUGUGGAAAAGCAUUCUGGUACAAGGCAAGCCUUAAUUCACAUAAGAGAAUUCAUACUGGAGAGAAACCUUUUAAAUGUAAUGAAUGUGGAAAAGCCUACAGGUACAAGGAAAACCUUACUUUACAUAACAGAAUUCAUACUGGAGAGAAACCCUUUAAAUGCAAUGAAUGUGGAAAAGCCUACAGGCAGAAGGCAAACCUUAAUUCACAUAAGAGAAUUCAUACUGGAGAGAAACCCUUUAAAUGUAAUGAAUGUGGAAAAGCCUACUGGCAAAAGGUAAAUCUUAAUUCACAUAAGAGAAUUCAUACUGGUGAGAAACCCUUUAAAUGUAAUGAAUGUGGAAAAGCCUACAGGCAGAAGGCAAGCCUUAAUUUACAUGAGAGAAUUCAUACUGGAGAUAAACCCUUUACGUGUAUUGAAUGUGGAAAAGCAUACAGGCACAAGAAUUUAUUGACAUUUCAAGAUGUUGUGGUGGAAUUCACCCAAGAGGAAUGGAACUAUUUGGAUCCUGCUCAGAAGGACAUGUACAGGGACGUGAUGCUGGAGAACUAUGAGAACUUUGUCUCCCUUGGGCUUCCAGUGCUAAACCAGCUUGAUUUCUCAUCGGGAGGAAUGAAGACUCCCUAA
Messenger RNA from Sarcophilus harrisii (Tasmanian devil), 2291 nucleotides. Its product is annotated as zinc finger protein 260-like. The record is from RefSeq and is a predicted model, not a curated record. The transcript has 6 exons. Gene Ontology annotation, biological process: regulation of DNA-templated transcription. Lineage: Eukaryota; Metazoa; Chordata; Mammalia; Dasyuromorphia; Dasyuridae. Bases 156 to 2291 code for a protein of 711 amino acids.